UGGGCGUCUCAUGCGUCUCUGAAUUCAUAGAAAAGCUGAUGGACUGCUUAACAACUCUGAAAUCACUUUCCAAUGCUGGAGAUUCAGCAAUAUGAUAAAGGAGUGGUUUUGUUUAAGAAAUGUCAGCAGUUAUACUGAUAAAAAAUGUCACAUGUUGUCAGUUUCCUGUCCAGCCUCAAUAAAAGCACAGCAGUGAACGGCUGAUAAUUGCGCGCAGCAGCGAUCUUCGGUCCAAAGCGUUUGAGAUCCUCCCUGACGCCAUGUCUGCACCUCUCCUGACUCCCCUGGUAGUGGGUCUCCUGAUUGCCUUGGGCCAAGCAGCCCAACAGGACUCAGGCAUUGUGAAUGGCAGGGAGGCUCAGCCACACUCCAGGCCUUACAUGGUCUCUGUGCAGGAAAGGAACAAGCACAUCUGUGGAGGUUUCCUGGUGUCCAGGUCCUUUGUAAUGACGGCAGCGCAUUGCUGGACAAAAGACGGAAUGACAGUUCUGCUUGGGGCCCAUGACAUUUCUGAGAAACGAAAGUCAAUCAGGGCUGAAGUAGAGUACCGCAUCUACCCUGGGUUCAAUGCUGACACACUGGAGAAUGACAUCAUGCUGCUGCAGCUCAAGACUGUAGUUCAGAAGACCAAAGAAGUGAAGUGGAUCUCCCUGCCUGAGAAAGACGAAGACAUACAGCCCAAUACGCUCUGCAGUGUGGCAGGAUGGGGGGCCAUCAAAUCGAAUGGGACCACAAGCUCACGCCUUCAGGAAGUCAAUGUGAGCGUCGUGGACCGAGCAGAGUGCCAAGAAAGGUGGGGGAAUAAACCGAUCACACCCAGGAUGAUGUGUGCAGGGGGAAGUGCCGACAAAAGAGGAUUCUGCCAGCGAGACUCAGGGGGUCCCCUGGUGUGCAGUGGAGAAGCAGUGGGAAUCGUUUCCUUCAACUAUAAUAAAAAUUGCACCUACCCAAAUCGGCCCAACGUUUAUACUCAGAUCUCAAAGUUCUUGCCCUGGAUUAAGAAGUACAUCAACAACACUUCUUUGUCUUUCUUGAAACGUUAAUGGCCUCACUCUUGUGUAGACAAAUACCUCCCUGGUAGCUGAAUGGUGAAAAUGCCCAGGGACACAGGCAGAUGGAAUCCCAGGUAUCUUAUAAUAUGAUUCAGCACGCGCUUAUCUUUACAGCUAAAAUUAAGCUAAUUCCAUUUCAAAUAUCGAUACUGCAUGUUUAGAUGUGAUCCACUGAGUUUUGUUUAUUAGUCAAUUCUGCAUUUCCCCCAUGCAAACGCUGUGGUUCUGGCAUUACAUUAGCUUCAUUAAAAUGCAUGCAAAUAUGA
This is a messenger RNA of Anguilla anguilla (European eel), 1318 nucleotides long. RefSeq names its product mast cell protease 1A-like. The record is from RefSeq and is a predicted model, not a curated record. Gene Ontology annotation, biological process: proteolysis. NCBI's taxonomy places the organism in Eukaryota, Metazoa, Chordata, Actinopteri, Anguilliformes, Anguillidae. Bases 261 to 1043 code for a protein of 260 amino acids. The transcript has 5 exons. Gene Ontology annotation, molecular function: serine-type endopeptidase activity.